Molecule: messenger RNA, 1897 nt
Organism: Oryctolagus cuniculus (rabbit)
Lineage: Eukaryota; Metazoa; Chordata; Mammalia; Lagomorpha; Leporidae
Gene: SLC38A11
Product: solute carrier family 38 member 11
Biological process (GO): amino acid transmembrane transport
Cellular component (GO): membrane
Molecular function (GO): L-amino acid transmembrane transporter activity
Source: RefSeq, a predicted model, not a curated record
GACCCGGGCAAAGAGCAGCCAGCUUAGCAAUGCGCUGCGGCGAGGCCCUCGUAACUUUGAACAGCUUGGACAGCGCACUGUGGAUGGAACAAGUUGUACUGGCAGCUUCGGAAACCAUCGCUCUCCCUGUUCUGGGGAAAGGGAAGUGGGGGCGGGGGCAACAAAGCCGGGAGAAGGAGAGGGAGGGCUGCCCAGGUCGGCAUCCGGAGGGGAGUGCAUCUGGCUGGGCAAACUCGGGUGGGCAGGAGCCCUGAGCUUCGACAGCUCAGUGAUCCCCGGGCUGCAGCCUGUGCAGCCCAGGGAGGGGUCGGGGGGCUGCGGGAGGAAUCGGUCCCGCCAGCUUUCUGGCCGCUGGCGUCCAGCGCGGGCGAGGGGGUGGCGGAGGCUGCCCAGGCAGAGCGGGGCGCGCAGCCCCAGAAACUUCCACCUGCCCUGGACCGCCACUCAGCCAUGGGCUACCAGGGGCUGCAGCCCGUCAUCCUGCCGCAGGGAGAUGUAGAUGAUAGAGAAACCCUGGUUUCCAAUCAGGAGAACAAAGGCAAAACCUACCAGUCUGCUGCUGUUUUCAAUGUUGUCAACUCCAUUAUAGGAUCCGGUAUAAUAGGACUGCCUUAUUCAAUGAAGCAAGCUGGGUUUCCUUUGGGAAUACUGCUUUUAUUCUGGGUUUCAUAUGUUACAGACUUUUCCCUCGUUCUGUUGAUAAAAGGGGGCACCCUCUCUGGAACAGACAGCUACCAGUCUUUGGUUAACAAGACCUUUGGCUUUCCAGGAUAUCUCCUCCUCUCUGCCCUGCAGUUUAUGUAUCCUUUCAUUGCAAUGAUAAGCUACAACAUAAUAGCUGGAGAUACUUUGGGCAAAGUUUUUCAAAGAAUCCCAGGAGUUGAUCCUCAAAGCUGGUUUACUGGUCGCCACUUCAUUAUUACACUUUCCACAGUUAUGUUUAUUCUGCCUUUGUCCUUGUACCGAGAUAUAGCAAAACUUGGAAAGAUCUCCUUUAUUUCUACAGUUUUAACAACGUUGAUUGUUGGAAUAGUGAUGACAAGGGUCGUUUCAUUGGGUCCACACAUACCCAAAACAGAAGAUGCCUGGGUGUUUGCAAAGCCCAAUGCCAUUCAAGCCAUUGGGGUUAUGUCUUUUGCAUUUAUUUGCCAUCAUAACUGUUUCUUAGUCUAUGGUUCUUUGGAAGAACCCACAGUAGCUAAGUGGUCCCGCAUCAUCCAUGUGUCUGUCUUGGUUUCUGUAUUUAUCUGUAUGCUCUUUGCUACAUGUGGAUACUUGACAUUUACUGGCUUCACUCAAGGGUUUGCAAACCUAGUACCCUACUUGACCUUCAAACAACCCUCUGAAAGAGACUUAUUUGAAAAUUAUUGCAGAAGUGAUGACCUGGUAACAUUUGGAAGGUUUUGUUAUGGUGUCACUGUCAUUUUGACAUACCCAAUCGAAUGCUUUGUGACUAGAGAGGUAAUUGCCAAUGUGUUUUUUGGUGGGACUCUCUCAUCAGCUUUCCACAUUGCUGUAACAGUGGUCAUCAUUAUGGUAGCCAUGCUGGUGUCAUUGCUGAUUGACUGCCUUGGAAUCGUUUUAGAACUCAAUGGUGUGCUCUGUGCAGCUCCCCUAAUUUUUAUCAUUCCAUCAGCCUGUUAUCUGAAGCUGUCUGAAGAACCAAGGACACACUCCGAUAAGAUUAUGGCCUGUGUCAUGCUUCCCCUUGGUGCUGUGGUCAUGGUUUUCGGAUUCACAAUGGCUGUCACAAAUUCGCAAGACUGCACCCACGGGCAUGAAAUGUUCUACUGCUUUCCUGACAAUUUCUCCCUCACAAAUCUCUCAGAUUCUCAUUUGCAACUGACAACACAGCUUCCAGUUUUAAAUAUCAGUAUCUUUCAGUGAGUUGACUGCU